Molecule: messenger RNA, 1206 nt
Organism: Peniophora sp. CBMAI 1063
Lineage: Eukaryota; Fungi; Basidiomycota; Agaricomycetes; Russulales; Peniophoraceae
Source: the annotation of a GenBank genome assembly
AUGAAUAUGAUGGGCAGUAUCCUGGGCAAGAGCCGUCCGCGGGGCGGCUCGGAGGACGCCAAGGCGCCUGAGGGUGCCAGUCCGGAGGACACGGAGCAGCUCGACGAGAACGAGGGCUCGAUCAUCAUGGCGCUCAUCGCUCAACUCAGGCCAGGGAUGGAGCUGAGCAAGGUCACCUUCCCGACGUUCGUGCUCGAGCCCCGCAGCAUGCUCGAGCGCAUCACCGACUUCAUGGCCCAUCCGGAUCUCCUCUUCGGCGCCGAGACGUGCGACGACCCCGAAGAGCGCUUCAUCCGCGUACUCCAGUACUACCUCGCAGGCUGGCACAUCAAACCGCGCGGCGUCAAGAAACCGUACAACCCCGUGCUCGGUGAGUUCUUCAGGUGCAGGUACGACUAUCCCGACGGCACACAGGGCUACUACAUUGCCGAGCAGGUCUCGCACCACCCGCCGAUCUCCGCCUUCUUCUACGUCUCGCCCGCCAACAAGGUCGCCAUCGUCGGCAACCUCCGCCCGAAAUCAAAGUUCCUCGGCAACUCCGUCCAGACGCAGAUGGACGGCGAGAACCGCGUGCGGCUGUUGGGGCGGCCUGAGGACGGCGAAUACGUGAUCACCAUGCCCAACAUGUUCGCCCGCGGCAUCAUCUACGGCAAGAUGGUGCUCGAGCUCGGCGACGCGUGCACAGCGACAUGCGCCGCGCACGACGAGUCCGCCGACAUCGAGUUCAAGACCAAGGGCUUCUUCUCGGGGACGUACAACGCGAUCGCCGGGCGCGUUAAGCAUGGGAGCGCGGAUAUGGGCGAGAUCAGCGGGAAGUGGAAUGAUGUUAUGGAGUUCAAGAGCACUAAGACGGGCAAAUCCCGCGUGCUCUUCGACGUGCACAAAGACGGCUCCAAAAUGGCGCCGAAAUGGGUCGCGCCCGAGUCCGAGCAGGAGGAGUACGAGUCGCGGCGCCUGUGGUCCGACCUGACGAAGGCGAUCGCGAGCAAGGAUAUGGAGGCGGCCACGAACGCGAAGAGCGCGGUCGAGAAUGCGCAGCGGGAGCUGAGGGGGAAGAGGGAGGCGAGCGGGGAGGCGUAUACGCCGCGGUUUUUCGAGUUGAAGGGGGAUCAUUAUGAGCCGAAGUUUAAGUUGCCGGAUAACACAGACGAAGCGGUCACAGCCGUACGGGAGUGGAUAUACCCCUCGUCGGCGCCCCCAUCCUGA